Molecule: messenger RNA, 1965 nt
Organism: Daphnia pulicaria
Lineage: Eukaryota; Metazoa; Arthropoda; Branchiopoda; Diplostraca; Daphniidae
Product: bestrophin-3-like
Exons: 13
Coding region: 532-1689 (385 amino acids)
Molecular function (GO): chloride channel activity
Source: RefSeq, a predicted model, not a curated record
CUUUUUCUUGGCAUCCAGACAUUUUUAUUGCUGGUGGAAUUUUUACUUUUAUAGAUUGAACUUUUAUGUGUCGACUAUGGACUUUGUUAGAUGUAGGCUGUAUACCUUGUUGGCAGCGGGAAUGUAUACAACUGUUGUACUGGUUUUUUUUGUGUUUUAUUGAACGCUACACGUGUAAUUAGCAUCAUAUAGUUCUUACUUAUUAACGUAUACUUCAUUUUCGUCUUUCUUAAAAUCACGAAAUUGUGUUGCGCUGGGUCAACGGGCUUUUUCCACGAAAGAGAAGAGAGAGAGACACUGAAGCUCAUGCCUGAAGGUGGCCGUGGUUCUCUUUGAAUCUUUCUCUAGCUGCCUUGGCCGGGGUAUUGUUGAAUCGCCAAAUAAGAGACCUCUUCUGUUCCUUCUUGUGCCCAGUUCCAGCAUCUCUUCAGCGGCCACGGUGCAAACAUCUACACCACCGCUGCCUCUUGUCGCAAUUCUCCGCUAUAUUUUGGUUUUCCUGGUUUCUUGUUUGGAUAUUUGUAUACCAACAUGGUCAACUAUUACGAUGACAUGGCGUCAGUCAAACAAAUGUGCCAAACCUGCAGUCUACUUUUUAGGUGGCAAGGAAGCAUCUAUAAGAUUUUGUGGCGACAAGUUUUGAUGUACUUCGUAACCUAUAUUGCUCUAGGAUUGUUGUAUAAAUUAGCACUCAACGAAGAUGAUCAGAGGACGUUUGAAAAGAUUGCUCUAUGUUGCGCCAAGUACGCCGAUAGUAUUCCAGUGGUACUCUUCCUUGGAUUUUUUACUGGGACAGUUAUGCAAAGAUGGUGGGCAGUGUACGCCGCAAUCCCUGGAACAGGAAAAAUUAUCACUUUGGCGACAUUUUACAUGAAGAGGGAUAACGCGCAAUCCAGCAAGUGGCUGAGAACUCUCACCCGUUACUUGAUCCUCGCAUGGAUGAUGUGUAUGAGAACGACCUGCCGCCCGCUGAGAAACAAAUAUCCUACCCUAGAGUCCAUGCAACGCGCUGGUUUUCUCUUAAAACACGAAGCCGAAAUUCUCUCUUUGGAACAGGAAGAAAGUCACAAAUGGUCGUUGCGUGUUAUUAAUUGGGCACUAAUUCUUGUCAGACAGGGGCGGGACGAAGGAGUUUUCGAAAAUCCUUCCGACGCUACUCGCCUCCUCGAUCCUAUUGUCGCAUUCAAGAAAUCUUGCUCUGUCGUUUUAAAAUAUCAAAUAACUGCUAUUCCUCUUUCUUUCGUUCAGGCGGUAACGUUGACGGUUCAAAUUUUUGGACUAGUGAGUCUCAUGGGCAAACAGUUUGUAGAUUUCCCGACCAAACUUUUAGUGAUUGAUUGUUAUCUACCUAUAUUACCUGCAAUGCAGUACUUGGCUUAUUUAUCUUGGCUAAAACUGGGGGAAGUCGCAGUCAAUCCUUUUGGAGAAGACGAUGAUGAUUUUGAUAUUAUUGGCCUUUUUGAGAACCACGUGGAGCUAGCCGGUGAUUUGCUCCAACUCUUUGAAUUGGACCAGAAGAAUCCGGUGAAAGAAAGUCUCGAGCAAACCAGUUUCACCUUGUUUAAAUUGGAAGAAACUCAUAUGAGAAAGUUACCGGAAGUUCCUGUUGAAGCUGCUGUACACACAGAGGAAGACAUUCCAUUUAUGGACGAUGACGCGGAUGAGCGUGAUGUCAUGAUCAGUAUCUGAUCAAUCCAAAAUCCAUCCUUAUCAAAACAGUGGAAUUCAAUUCCCCUGCCACUUAUGCCACUUCUUUGGUCAAAAUUGUCUUAUUAAUUAUCGAAUUUAUAAUGACCUGGAAUUCGUACACAUUUUUAUUUGAGCAUAAUUUUAAAAUGUCAUCAAUUUUGAUCAAUAUCGCCAACUUUUUUUGUGUGAAUGGAUGUUGUAUAUUUGCAAUCAGCCCAUUGAAGAAUAACUUGGUUAAUGUUUAUAUAUCCAUCCUAAUAUAUUCGAUUAACUAGC